Aspergillus affinis is the source of this 3615-nucleotide messenger RNA. RefSeq names its product SUMO protease ULP2. Gene Ontology annotation, biological process: protein desumoylation. Gene Ontology annotation, cellular component: cytoplasm; nucleus. Lineage: Eukaryota; Fungi; Ascomycota; Eurotiomycetes; Eurotiales; Aspergillaceae. The coding region runs from base 1 to 3615 and encodes 1204 amino acids. The transcript is spliced from 6 exons. The record is from RefSeq and is a predicted model, not a curated record. Gene Ontology annotation, molecular function: SUMO-specific endopeptidase activity.
AUGCCGAAGAAUUCUACACCACCAAUAGACCUCGAUCUGCAUGGAGACGAGAAGUCAAUGGUCACCAAAGAGCGCGAUGUCUCUCUCUUGGACGAGCAGAGACUAUUCCCUUCCUAUAAGCAGUACGUCACCCAUACAGUUGUUGAACGGCCCCAGAAUCUGGCAUAUGGCGUGGUGGAGCUCACAUGCGAUUGUCUACUUUUUAGGAGCAGCCCCGGCGGGGUAACGAUAAAGCCGGGCCAAACAACCGUGAAACCCAAGAAACUCCAGAGCUUUGGGAGUUUGAAACCGGUGAACACUCUUUCGGGCAGAGCCCGAGAUAGCGGUCCGGUUCGCGCUCAGGGGAAGCAGACUUAUCGUGGGAAUAAAUCUACGGGCUUCGGGUCGGGAACUUUUCAUUCGGAUGGGAUCACGGAUUUCCACAGCCCAGAGAGACCGCUCAAGCGACGACGUCGAGAUAGCCUGGGUGCGCCGCUCGGGAGAACGAUAAGUAUAUCCGAUGACGAUAUAAUGGAACAAGCGGCGCCGGAAACAUCGUCGAUCGCUGGAAGUUCGGCACGUCGGUCUUCUGUGUCCAGCCAACCCACCGGGAAAGGGAAGAGAGCGAGAAAGGGAACUGAAGUCGACGAGUUUCGUGAAGUGGAACGCAAUAUGAGAAUUCCUCGGGAGUCGCCUAGCAAGAAACACCAGCGCUUGUGGGUGGACGAUGACCGGGAGGAACAAUUCACGGAAAAUGCUGCCAAGGAAAGACGUUUGUCGACGUCAAAGCCGACGGUCGAGCCUGGACUUGGAAAAUCGCGGAAUCCUAGGCAUGAGGUUCUACAGAGUGUUGAGAUCCACGGCCUGAAUGGCACUUCAGAAAAUUCACCCUCGAAAGACCAUUCCGCGGAGCCCAGACCAUCUCGCGCAUUGGACCUCCAAGAAAGUUCCGAUGAGCUGCAGGGCGAAGCAACGGUUCGACCGGCUCCGUCAAAUCUAAAUCGGGGCGCUGUGCAACUCACGAAUGACGAUUCGGAGGUAGAAGAGCCACCAACCUCAAGUGGUCGACAGCAAUUAUCCCCACACGAUAUCCGACCGACCAGCUUCAUAAGUGCAUCACCUUCCAAUAAGAAGAAGCCCACCAAAAAGUCCAAACACAAGAAGAACCCUAGCGCCUACCAAACCUUUAGGAUAACCUACCUCCGCGUAGGAGGUUUGGAGCAGCACGUUCCCCAGGGUGAAACCAAGGACUUGGUCUUUGACCUGGCAAAUGACGUAAUUUCCUAUCCUGGACGUGCGAACACUCAGGUCCCGGUCGCCUUGGAUCGUGUCAUCAAGAUUGAGCAAGGUGAAAAUGCGAGUCGGAAGAUGCGAUUUGGCUUGACGCGAACGAAAGGGACCGGCGAUCAAAUGGAUAUAGAGCUAUUGAUGCCCGAGGCGAAACGGGAAUUGUGCGCUUUAUUCAACAAGCAUGGAGUCAAAAUUGUAUCAAGGGAUGACGAGUAUAUGGAGAAAGUGUUUACCCGCAAAAACAGGAGGCUAUUAUAUCAACCUCCUGAGGAGACCAGUCCCAUUUCGGAGAGUGUCACAAGAAAGACAUCACCAGAGCCAGUGAUGAAGCCUACAGUCCCCAAGAGAAUGAAGCUGUCGGAUAGGCUGCAAGAUGAGCAUGGGAAUGUUGCCGGACAAAAACAUACAGAGACCGCCUCUUCGCCUCCCGAGAAUGCCAUCCGACAGGAGGUGGAAUGUACCUCCAACACCCAACCCGCCGAAGUUACUAAACCCUCGAUCCAUGAUAGCUCAUUAUUUUCGCCUUCUACUCGAGCAACACGCUCCAUGUUGCGCCGCGCGCCACCGCCUACUGUUGUUUGCGACGAUGAGGACGAGGCAGACACCCCUCAGCCGAAAUCGAAGGGGAAACAGAAGCGGUGGAAUAAAUCCCUGAUCUACCCUCGCUUCGGGAAGAAGAAAGCCGAAGUGGACGCUCAGGACGUGGAGCGACUCAGUGACAACGAAUUCUUGAAUGACAACCUCAUCGGAUUCUACAUACGGUUCUUGCAGGAUCACCUUGAGCGUUGCAACAAAGAGGCAGCGAAGAAGGUCUACUUCUUCAAUUCAUACUUCUUCGCAACCCUAACGAGCUCGCCCAAGGGCAGGAGAGCCAUCAACUAUGAAGGUGUUCAGAAAUGGACCAGGAAUGUGAACAUCUUCAGCCAUGACUAUAUCGUGGUCCCUAUCAAUGAAAAUGCCCACUGGUACGUGGCCAUCAUAUGUAACCUACCGUACCUGCCCGGUGUUUCCAAGGACACCGCACAAGACCAACCCCCCGAGGAUGAUGUGCCUUCUUCUCAGCCAGAUCGCAAAGUUCAGGAGAUUCAGGAAACGCCGGAGCCUGGCGAGGUCAAUAGUGCACAGUCUGGUAAAGAGGAGGUGACACGACAGUCGCUAGCCUCAAUGAAUCUGUCGGACGAGGAGGGUUCCCGAGGGCUAAGUUCGCAGGUGCCUACAGAAUCGGGCUCAAUAGAGGGCAACUCUGAAAACCAGACACAAGCCCAGGCAUCCAAAGGAGAUUCAAAGGGCUCCGGAUCGAGAUCGACAGACACCCCGCGAAAGUCACGAAAGCAGAAGAAGCCCGCAGGACCCAAACAUGAUUUUCGCCAACCCAUCAUCAUUACCUUUGAUUCGUUAAACCUCGCUCGUUCGCCUACAAUCAGCAUCCUUCGCGAUUAUCUUCAGGCGGAAGCCAAGUCGAAACGGGACGUUGAUAUAGACAAGACCAUGAUCAAGGGUAUGAGAGCUCAGGAGAUCCCCUUGCAAUCUAACUACUCCGACUGCGGGUUGUAUCUUCUAGCGUACCUAGAAAAGUUCGUGCAAGACCCCGAUUGGUUCAUUUGGAAGUUGCUGCGAAGGGAAAUGUCCACCGAAGAGGAUUGGCCCGAAGUCAGAUCAGGCCAGCUCCGAUCUCGCCUACGGAAAUUCCUGGACCGGCUUUAUGAUGAACAGGCACAGCUUACCCCCGAGAAUGCCAGCGAGCAAGAAGUCAUGGCGGAUAUGAAGCCCAUCUCAUAUCUCCUCACGUCUCCCGCGAUCCGGUGGUACUCGACCCCUAUCAAACACUCAAGUGAACGAUUACCAGAAGAAAGCAAGGGCGCGCCGAACGAUGACCCGGCGUCCGAGAAGAUCUCCGGUGGUGGUAAAGAGGAAUCCGGGCCCAGCACUCCGAAAUUACCCACCAACGUUGAAGAUCUACCAAGUGCAGCUCCAGAGCCUAGUGCUCUCGACAAGCCCAAACAAUCUGAGAAAGUGGACGAAAUCAUCGAGGUCCCUGAUAGCCAAGAACCUAUCCAAAUAAUCCCUGCUUCGCCGUUGCGAAAGACGACUCAUCAGAAAGAAAAGGAAAAGCAGGCGCAAUCCGACGAGCCAGAGGUUGUGGAUGUGAACCCGAAGCAACAGGGUGUCGCUCGGAAUAAAGAUGGCAGCGCGAAGGCCUCGGAGCCUGAGUCCUCCGUCAAACAACACCCAUUUGAGGUGGAGAUCCAGGUGAAGAGAACGCCUCCGCCACCGACCAGCGGCGAGUCCGGCACAAAAAAGAGCCCACGAGCUAGCAAACGCAAGCACAAGCCGAAGGCGACAUAA